GUAUAGAGCGACAGAGGGACGUGGUGGAGAUGUAGCAAACUACGGAAAUAACUAUUUUAACGUUUUAUGCUUUUCUAUAGUGCAUUUAAGUUUCUCUGCUUUCUUUACUUUUCUUAACCUAUUUCACGGCCGUUUGUGUCGAUUUACGUUCCGAGUCGUGUAUCCUUGGCAACGCGAACUACUGUCCCGAGAAGUUUGGACCAAGUGUGUUACACCAACCGGAAAAUAAACUGGAUAUUUCCCCGCCGAAAUAACGGAAAUGACUCUGCUUUGCACAUGGAAGUAUUUCAAACUGUUUUGAUUCAAAUUCAACGUUUUUCAUUUUAAACCCAGUGUUUGGGGAAACGGGACAGCGCGAGACAAUAGUAGUGCAAGAGGGAGCUCGUGCUGGGGGGAAUCGAUGCCUCGCGGGGGCUUUGUUCUGCCGCGAGCCUUCUGCUGAGACCGACUGAUGGCCGCUGGAUUUAUGAAUGUUUACUGAUUAAUAAACGGAUUGAAAAGCCUUUAGAACAACAUGGAGAUGACUCUGUCCGAGUUACUGUCCACUUUCAUGGAGUCUCCGCUGGUGGUGUGGGUGCGGACGCUGGGCCCUCUGGGUUCCUGUGAAGACGCAGGCUCAGAGGAGCAGGUGCACAUGUUCAUGGAGCUGGUGGACGGCGUCUUCCUGCACAAGAUCAUGACACACAUCGACCCCAGCCCCACCAAUCAGAGACUGACCAAGAAUGUGAACAAUGACGUGUCGCUCCGCCUCUACAACCUGACCGUCCUCACCAGACACAUCAGGACGUACUACCAGGACACCUUACAGCAGCUAAUCGUCAUGCCCCUUCCCAACAUCCUCUCCAUCGCCAAGGAUCCAAUAUCAGUUAAGAGCAUGGAGGAGCUGAAAAGACUUUUGUUGCUGGUACUAGGCUGUGCUGUCCAGUGUGAGCGUAAGGAGGAGAUGAUAGAGAAGAUCAAGCUGCUGGACAUUGACACUCAAGCUGCGAUUGUCUCUCACAUCCAGGAGGUGACCCAUAACCAGCUGAAUGUCCUGGACCUCUCCUGGCUGGAUGAAGAAUCAGAGCUCGGUCACGAGGAGCUGGAGCCUCUGUCCCGCAACAUGGCUGCGUCGCUACAGCAACUGAUCGACCAGAGAGACAAAGCUAGUGAGGUGAUUGUGGAUCUGACCCAGGAGAGGGACUACCUGUUCAGUCAGCAGCCCCAGGAGGGCUGCAGGAACCUGGGUGUGAGCAGCCCAGAGCGUGGGCAGGGUUCUGGAGGAGUUGGAGUGAAUAACGGGGGAUCGGCUGUCAAUACGUCUGGGCUGACCAAAGAGGAGAAGCAGCAUCUGUCCGUGGAGCUCGCUGACACCAAAUCCAAGCUCCGCAGAUACAGACAAGAACUGGAGGAGAAGACGGAGCAGCUGAUGGAUUCUAAACAUGAAGUGGAGCGACUCGAUCAGGAGUUGCAGAGACAGAAACAAGAGAACCAGUCACUGUCGUGUGAGGCCCGGUCGGUCAGAGCGUACCGGGACGAGGUGGACUCUCUGAGGGAGAGAGCAGCCCGGGUGGACCGACUGGAGACAGAACUGACCCGGUGUAAAGAGAAACUCAAUGAUGUUCACUUCUACAAGACCAGGAUGGAGGAGCUCCGUGAGGACAACGAGACGCUCAUUGAGACGAAGGUGCUGUUGGAAGAGCAGCUGUCAGCCUCCAGGGGGCGCUGUGACAAACUGCACACGCUUGAGAAAGACAACCUGCUACUACGAGCUAAACUAAACGACUUGGAAAUGGAGCGGGACAACGAACGUCGGAGGAUGGAGGAGCUGGUGGAGGAGAACAUGCUGCUGGAGAUCGGGCAGAAACAGAGCAUGAACGAGUCAGCUCACCUGGGCUGGGAGCUGGAGCAGCUGUCCAAGAACCAUGACAACACUAAAACAGAGACUCGUAAGUCCUUGGUCCAUGAGCUGAACGAGUGUGUCUCCAGUCGGGUGUUGAAGCUGGAGAAGGAGAACCGGGAGCUGCAGGCCUCUAUGGAGAGACUGAAGGAGGAGAACCACCUCCUGCAGGAGCAGCAGCUCCACACCCAGGAUCUGGAACGGGAGAACCAAGGCUUCAGCAAGAAGAUUGAGCGUCUCCAGGGUCUAUUGGAGCAGGAGAGACUGACUAAUCAGGACAUGGAGUCUCUGGGGGAGGAAAUACUGAAGGAAAAACAGAAUCUGGAGAGAGAUGUGCACAGUCUCAGGGCGGAGAAAGACAGACAGAUCUCAGAGUUGGAGAGUGAGAAGCAGCACCUCUCUGACGCCGUGGCGUCCCUUCAGGAGCGCGCUCAGUCCAACAGCGAGUCCAGGGUCCGCGAGGUGGAAACCGAGAACCGCCACCUGCACCAGAACAUCACGGACACCAGCUCCCGAGUGGCCAGCUUAGAGACCCAACUCAAACUGGCCAAUGAGGAGGCAGAGAGGCUGAGGAAAAAGGCGGGGCGAUGUGAGGAGCUGGAGCGGGAGGUGGCGAGGCUGGAGAGGGGCAGGGACACUUUGAGCAGAGAGCUGGCCUCUCUGCGUGCUUGCAGCGAGCAGUCGGAGGCUCUGGAGAAGCAGGUGUCCUCCCUGGAGCAGGAGGUGCACCGGCUGAAGCGGGAGCUGGAAGAGGCUCAGCAGGAGCUGCAUCGGCUGGGGAGGCAGGAAGCGGAGAACAGCCUGCUUUCCAAGGAGAACCUGGACCUGCGCUGCUCCAUGGAAAACCUGCGCUCCUCAUCCGCCCGUCUGGCUACCCUGCAGGACGAGCAAAAGGAGGCGCAGAGACAGUCUCAGGAUCUGCAGAGGAGGCUGGAGGAGGCCAGAGAGGAGUCGCAGGGAGAGAGGAAGAGGGCAGAGAGGCUUGAGCAGAACAUGGCUGCUCUGAACCAGGAGAAGCAUCGCUUAGAGGAGAAAAUACAGAGGAGCAAAGAGGAGAGGGAAGAGGAAGAGAGGGGCAGGCAGGAGAUGCAGGUCAGAGAGGAAGAACUAAGAAGGGAAGUACAAGAACUGAAGAAGGAGCGGAGAAGGAGGGAGGAAGUAGAAGAGGAGAGGAGGAAGCUCCAAGUGGACUUGGAGCAGGCAGAGAAGGGCAGGAAGAACCUGGAGAAGGAGAGCUGGAGGAGCAGGACGCUGCUGGAGGGGAAAGAGAUGGAGCUGGAGGAGAAGGCCAGGAGACUAACCACCGUGGAGAAAGAGGGCGCUACUCUGAAGAAGGAAGUGGAGAGGCUGAGGGAGGUGUCGGUGAAAGCCAAGGAGCUGGAGAAGGAGAACAAAGAGUUGCAGAAACAGGCGACUAUCGACAAGAGGACUCUGGCCACGCUGAGAGAGGAUUUGGUGUCAGAGAAGCUGAGUGUUCAGCAGCAGAGUGUUGACCUGGAGAGACUCAAUGAAGAACUGGAGAAGAUCGGACUGAACAAAGAGAAACUGCUGCAGCAGGAGCACACGCUGGAGGACAGCCGGUACAGGCUGCUGGAGUCCCGGCUGGAGGAAACUGUCCAGCAGACGAUGAAGAUUAAAGAGGAGAAGAUCUUUUCUCUAGAAAAGAAACUGGAAGAGAGCAAAAAGCUCAACACCAAGCUGCGUGCUGACCUAUCCACCGUAAGACAUUUACACACACACUCUAACCAAAUGUCCCCUCAGAUUAGGAUGUGUGUUACAAUUUGUUAUUUUCUCCAGGGGGAAGAAAACCACAACUCCUAUCAGCGCUCUGAAAGUGACCGGGGUCAAGGGUCAGCCACAGCAGAACUGCUCAAAAUCAAAGAUCAUAUUAUCGAUAUGGAAAAGAAUAAUGCAUCCCUGCAGACGGAGAGCAGUCUGCUGAAAGGGCAGAUAAAACAGCUGGACAACCAGAACACAUCUCUGAACAACCAGAUGUUGGGGCUGCAGCGACACACCACCUCCAUGCAGGAGCAGAACUCAGCAUUACACAAGCAGACAGCCAAGCUACAGGUGGAGAACUCCACACUCUCUUCCCAGAGUGCAUCCCUUAUGGCCCAGAAUGCCGUGCUGCAGGGCCAGGUCACGGCCUUGGAGUCGGAGGUGGAGUCGUGGCAGAGGCAGCGGGAGGAGGCGUGGCGAGGCAGAGAGAGCGUGCUCAGCGAUCACGAGCGCCUGCUGAACGUUCACGAGAGGCAGGCGCAGGAGUACGAGCAGCUGAUCAGUCAGCACGCUGCUCUGAAGGGCAAACAGAGGGCGCUAGAGAGCGAGCAGCGGACGCUGCACAGCAAGUAUUGUAUUUUGGUGCAGCAGAAAGAGAAAUGGGAUGAGCAGGAGGGGCACGGUCGAAAGGAGAAGGAGGAACUGAGCCAGGAGAUCCAGAAGAACCGGCUCCUGCAGCAGGAGAAUCUACAGCUCAAAUCAGAAGUGGACAGAGUCACAGAGAGCCAAUCCCAGCAGGCCGGACAGUGUGAGGGGCUGCAGCACAAAGUGAACGAAAUGAAGAGCUUAUUAAGCUCCUCCCAGCAGGAAGUCACUCGCUGGAUGGCACAAUACGAUUCCCUGAUGGAGCAGCACCAGGUCCUGGAUCUCACCAUGACCAAACUGGACAACCACUGUGAGCUGUUGAGUCGACUGAAAGGGAACCUGGAAGAGGAGAACCACCAUCUGCUGAGUCAGAUCAACCUGCUGAGUCAGCAGAACCACACGCUACUGGAGCGGAGCAUGGAGAGCAAAGAGCUGUAUCACCAGGAGCAGAAGCUAUACAUAGAUAAGCUGAACGCUCUACGGCGUCAGAAAGAAAAACUGGAGGAGAAGAUCAUGGACCAGUACAAGUUCUACGACCCCACACCCAAAAAGAGGAGUCAGUGGUCCGGAGCUAAAGCUUUAGCCAAACUGAUCAAACCCCGGAAGGAGAGCAGCAGGGAGCGAGGGGCCGACCGGGACAAGGAGGCAGGCAAAGACAGAGACCGAGCAAAGGGCGCCCCGGACAUCCCACUGCCCUCCCCACCUCCCCUCCUCCCUCCUGAAACCCCACCCCCACAUCAACAGCGCUCAGGAAAUUACACACUAGACAGUGCCCACGCCCACAGUAACCAUAACAACCACACCGCCAGUCUGGGACCCCAGAGCCCAGCCAUCACACCCAUCAGCGGAGGUUUGGAGGACAGGGGCCGGGGUGGUUAUCGUAGCAGCACUCCAGGAGGCAGCAGUGAAAGCGUCAACGGAGAGAACGGACAUGGGCAAGGUCCGACCCACAAAGCUCUGAGCUCCACUCCCAGCCAUCAAUCGUCCCCACUGGGCCCCACUAAUAGCUCCAGACUAGGAGGCCCCGCCCGCAGGCCCAGAGGUCUGUUAUUUGAUGAGGACUCUCGCAACACCCCGGACUCCCUUUUUGGUCAACAUGGCAACACGGGAGGUCGCCCGGGAUCAGCAGACUUCAGCCACAACACCUCCAGCUCCAACUCACCCGUCAACUGCAGAGACCCCUCGGACCGUCAGACUCGCUCAGCCAGCCUCUCCAGUGAUGAUGUCACAGGUCUCAGCCAAUCACAACUGGCUCUGUCACGUAGCUCCACCCUUCCAUACGACCACGCGCCCCAGAGGGCUCAACCGCAGCGUGGAGGUGGGGUUCGGAGUAAGACCCGCACGUCUUCUCCUGUGAAUGAAAUGUUGACCCUGGAGGAGUUCCUUCACGAGAGCAACCUGAAGUCCCCCCCUAUGGUGUCAACAGGAAGCAAGGAGGACUUAAUGACUGAAUACUUCACCAGAAGUCCCGCCCCCUCGGGGCCCCCUGCCAGAGAUCAGACUCCUACCAGCUAUGUCACGCCCACUGUGCAGUCAUCCAACCAGAGGCCAGGCCAGAGCGUCAAGCCGUUGCCCCGCCAGCCUGUGGGCCAAUCCCCUGCCUCGUGCCAGACCGUCACCCAGAGGUCCUGCCAAUCCCUGAGCAGGGCGUUCAGCCUGGCUUCGGCUGAUUUGCUGCGCUCCAAUGGACCAGACAGUUUCCAUGGCAAUGAAGGCCAAUCAGAUGGGGUUGUCCGCAGACCAGGGGGAGGGGCUAACGGGAGGGAACGCCCUCUCUCUGCUCGGCUGGCUGGCCCAACCAAUCAGCAUGGAGACAGCAGCUUCCUGAAUCUGCCCAUUCACCAUUCCACCUCUCUUAAUCUGCAGACAGAGAGACACGCAGAGAGAGAGCGAGAGAGGGGGAGGACUCUGACUCCUGUGUCUCGAAAUGGCCCCACCCAGUCCUCCUCCUACCACAACCGUGGUGAGGUUGCCAUGGUCACCCCUGUCAGGGCUGUGUCGGCCACGCGACCCGAAGAACCCUCAGUACAAGGGGAGGGGCUAACGUCAGCUGACUCCUCCCACCUAGAGAAGGAAAGUGAGAGAGCAAGGUCUGGAUCUUUGGAACGGCCCAAGAGCACGCCUGCCUCCCCCGAUCCCAACAACGACCCCCAGACUGUGUGGUAUGAGUAUGGCUGUGUCUGAAGAGCAAGUGUGACUCUGUCAAAAAACUGGACCUGGAUUCUGUACAGUGUGCUGGGGCUGGGAGCUUUACAAACCCUCAGACAGGAGUUAUCAGCCUCUGAGCUGUGCUCUCUGUCAUGUAGAUACAUGCUCCAACUCUGGCAAGUCCUAUCUUUGCUCAAAUUCAACUGGAAUUGAGUCAACGAGCAGUCCCACAUGCAAACAAUGCUUGAUCAUCCUGUUGAAAGUUUGACAAAGUUGAACUCCAUCUGAUAAGAAGAUGCAACUUUUAAAACCUGGAAAGCUAAGCCAAAUUUGAAGGAAACCAUUUUUUUUAUCAAAAGCUGAAUCUGUCUGAGAUGGAUGCAAUAUGAACACAACAACACUAUAGAUGGUCUCUGAGGAUGCUGGAAUACGUUGCCUAUGCUGUUUAAUUUCAGUUUUUAAAAUGAAUAUUGAAUGUUUUGACCAGAUGAUCAAAUGAUUUUAAAGACUGCUAAAUUGAACACAGAGAUUGGAGAUGAGAACCCAUAACACUUAAAGCCUGCAGGAUCAGAGAGGACAAGGAAACCAAGUCUGGGCUCAGUCUAUGAGCUGGAACUCUCUGACUGCUGACCUGCUGGUGUUUACCUGGAACAAGCCAGCAUUAAAAAGAGUGGUUGAACUGAUUGAAGGCAAACAGAAGCAACUGAAUGUAUCGGCUUCCUCCUCCUCUUUCUGUUCUCCUCUAUUAUCUCAAACAAACACUGGAAGAAAGGAGCCGCAGAGGGGGAGGAAAGGGGUGGGGGUAAAGCAAAGAGGGUUGAAGCAAGUGAUGGAAGAAGGGGUUGAGGGGAGCUUUGCUGAGAACACAUUGAUGGAUGCUGGGACGGAUAUAAAGCAGGGACUUGAGGAAUGGAAGACAAAAAUGAUGGGCAGGGCUCCUCCCUGUUAAAUUACAGUCUUUCUCCCUCCAUCUUUAGACUCUCCUAGCAUGCAACACUCUGACACUUUACUGGAAAUGUUGUUCUACGCAAGCCAACACUAGUUUCAAACACACACACACACACACGUGUAUAUAAAUAUAUAUAAUGAUAUAUACAGACGGAGGAAUUGUCCUUGAGGGGGUCGACUGUGGCCUCGCUAACCAUUGAGCUGGAUUUAAUUCACACACACACACCACAGGGUGAACCACUGUGUUUUUGGGAGAGUGUACCGCUGCAUGCUAAGUAAGCCGGACAGUUGAGAGUACUGCAGAGAGGGAGAUAUUCAGGCUUGCAUUGAAUUCAAUAAAAGCAUACUGUAGGGAUUUGUCCUUUGGAUUUUGGAAUAUUUCUGACAAAUUGUAAAUGCAAUUGCAAAAACUAAAAAAUGAGGCUGCAAAAAAAAAGCAAAGCUAAAGGCAGCUAAUCUUUACUUGUUAGCUACCACAGCUUGGGACAUUCACCAGUGGGGUAUUUACUGAUGUGUUUUAUGUUGUAGAACAAAACAUGGAACCACUGAUCUUAUUUCAUGCAACUAACCAAAAAUACAUACCCUUUGAUUUCAAGACGAGGGAUCCAAAAGAGCUAAAAUGCUAACUCAUCUGUGAGUUUGAGGACACCUGCACCACUCUAUUAUGUUAGGUACAAGCAUGUUAAGCUCCUUUUAGUCUAGUCACAACACCGUCUCAGUGAUUUUAUUGUGUUACCAUCAAGAAUACAUACAGAGAUAUAUUAAACACAUCUUGUUCACCUUAUUAAGAGUGGAGGUAAUAAUAGAAGGUUAAAGAAGGUCUUCAACACUCCCAUUGAAAUAAAUGACCUUAGUUAUUCACACACAGGUGAAAAGGUGUAAAAAUGGGAAUUAUGCACAAUUAAUCAGAUUCAAAUGGAGACAUAUUUAGUGUUUUCAUCACCACUUUUGGGAGAAUUUAUAAAUACUUGCUGCAUUCUUUUGAGCCCAUUAAACAGAAGAGAGGAGGAGGUUAAAGGAAUAAAUGAAAGUGCGCUGGAGACAGACGAUGAAUGAUUAUUAUGCUGAUUUGACCCUUGUCUGUAAUUACUAACCCAUCCCUUCUGCAUUGUUAAUGACGAAGACAUUCCUAAAAAGCACUAGAGCGAUGAUGAGGAGGAGGAGGAGGAGGGAGAGGGAGAGGGAGAUGCAACACUGGAGAAAGAAGAUCUGACUGGAAUCCAUCACUAACCGUUCCUCUCAGCUUCCCAGCACAUGUCAAUAUGCAACGAGCUAAAUUAUUAAACCUGUAACAUUUGUACAUGACGUUAGAUUUUAUAAACUGGGGAAAUGUUUAGAAGACUUCUGGACUAGAACUUCACCUUUUUUAAAGAAGAAAUGUUUGUUGAUACCAAAAAUCCUGAUCAAUACCUGUGAAGUGGGUUUCAAGAUCUUUUUUAUCGUGUAAGAUCCUUUUAGCAGAUGAAGUGAAAUGAUGAUACACUGUAGGUUGAUGCUGUCUAUUUACCUGCUUUGUGUGUGUGUUGCCUUUUUAAUGUCUGCACUCCUUUCAUUUUUAGUUCUUUAAGUGUGUGUGUGUGCGUGUCUGUGUUUCAGUUUGCUGAUGUCAAAUUUCGUCAUUAGAAAUAGAAAGUUCUAAGAAACUUUUUAUAUAUUGAAACCAUCUUGCGCAUCUCACUUCUUCCUGGAAAGUGUGUGUGUGUCCUCACUCUCUGUUUGUCUGUAUGUCUGCAUUGUUUACUACCUGUGUUUCCACGAUGACCUUCUCAUUUUUGUGGUUGUUAAUGAAAGACUUGCGUUGAGAGGAACGGCAUCAUCAGCCCGCCUGCUUCCUGCUCAGUGACGGAUUUGUCUUACCGCAGAUGAACACUAAGAACCAGAAAGUUAUGAAUUCAAGAGAAGUAAAGCAGAAGGGAAAGGAGUGCUUACGUCACGGACAUUUCCUGCUGUAACUGGAGUAGCCUCUACUUCACUUUAGAACUGCUCUGCUGUGAUGUGACUACUGUUCAAAUCUACUGUUUUGGUUGGGUAGAGACUGUUGAAAUCACACCCAAAAGAUUUUUGGUAAUAAAGAUUUAUGAAAGUGAA
This is a messenger RNA of Eleginops maclovinus (Patagonian blennie), 9427 nucleotides long. It is a transcript of the gene ccdc88c, whose product is annotated as coiled-coil domain containing 88C. Lineage: Eukaryota; Metazoa; Chordata; Actinopteri; Perciformes; Eleginopidae. The transcript has 30 exons. Gene Ontology annotation, biological process: cytoplasmic microtubule organization; cytoskeleton-dependent intracellular transport. Gene Ontology annotation, molecular function: dynein light intermediate chain binding; microtubule binding. Bases 515 to 6427 code for a protein of 1970 amino acids. The record is from RefSeq and is a predicted model, not a curated record. Gene Ontology annotation, cellular component: cytoplasm; centrosome.